This is a messenger RNA of Micropterus dolomieu (smallmouth bass), 1250 nucleotides long. RefSeq lists its product as uncharacterized. Bases 47 to 721 code for a protein of 224 amino acids. Gene Ontology annotation, molecular function: protein dimerization activity; DNA-binding transcription factor activity, RNA polymerase II-specific; RNA polymerase II cis-regulatory region sequence-specific DNA binding. Gene Ontology annotation, cellular component: nucleus. The record is from RefSeq and is a predicted model, not a curated record. Gene Ontology annotation, biological process: regulation of neurogenesis; regulation of transcription by RNA polymerase II; anterior/posterior pattern specification. The transcript is spliced from 3 exons. NCBI's taxonomy places the organism in Eukaryota, Metazoa, Chordata, Actinopteri, Centrarchiformes, Centrarchidae.
UGAAGGAACCUCUCUGACCUAUUGCCACUGGAUAAGGACAGAUCACAUGGGACCACUGGCUACAAUGAAACUGUCACAGGAAACAGAGGAUGCAACAAACGACCGAAAGUUCAUAAAAUCCCAGGUGGAGAAACGUCGAAGGGAAAGGAUGAACCGCAGUAUGGAGCAACUAAGGACCAUGUUGCUUAUAGAGGAGCCAAAACAACCGGGUGGGACUCAGCGCAGAGUGGAGAAAGCUGAGAUGCUCGAGCACACAGUCCUCUUCCUAAAGAACACUGCCAAAGGAGAAAACAUGAGAGCAGGGGGUGGUGGAGGCCAGACCAACUACUUCCAGGAAGGCAUCUCCACCUGCCUGCAGAGAGCAGCUCACUUCCUGGGACCUGCAGGGAAAGGCCUGUGGCUUGGAUCAGCACUGGAUGCAUCUUUUGCCGCUCGCCUUUCCUGUUCAGACUCUGAUCCUGCAGGUGUUCGAAUGAGAACUGAAGCUGGUUCCUCCAGCUCUCUGCCACACACAAAGUCCAUUCUGCGGCUGCUGAGGCAGAAGUCCAAGCACAGUUUUGCUCAUCCGUACCAACUUCCAGCCCAGCAGGAGUUUCCCAGAAUUCCCCAACAGGUUAAGAGACAAAAUCAGCUUGAGAUCAGGGUGGAGACGCGGCCGAGCAAACAGAGCCCGUCCCAGAACUUGUUGGUCAGCCAGACUUUGUGGAGGCCCUGGCCUUGAUUACCACGAGAGUGACCUCUGAAACUGAUGUUUUAAUGACUCUAACAACUGGUUAAUAUUUACUAGUGCCAAAUGCGCUGUUCCUUAUAGUCGUGGCACCUCUGGUCUUCUUAUUAUUCAUGACGGUGUUGGUAUUCAGCCACAACCUCAAGGCCUGUAAAUAAUGUAAAAACCUCAUUUGUACAUGUGCUGUAUGUGUGAUAGUGUUGACUCACUACUCUUGUUUAAUGCUGUUGAAUGAGUGCAGUCAGUGGGGCAGCCAUUUAUUCUGCCGACAUGCACCAGGACUCUCCCAGACUGGGUCAGACAUGAGCCGGAUCGUGUGGCUGAGCCGAGCUGUCCAGCUGGGACCGCCGCUGUGCUGAACAGCGAGUUUAGAGGUGAGUAUGGUGGAGCUGAAGAGUUUCUCUCCUCCUUCAUAUACUGCUAAAACCCCUUUGCUGUUCUGAUUCAAGAGUGUGACACUGCAGUGGAUAAUGACUGAGUGUCCACCCAUCACAUUUCCAGGGUUGGCACCUCAGGGUUUCCA